Molecule: messenger RNA, 2314 nt
Organism: Copidosoma floridanum
Lineage: Eukaryota; Metazoa; Arthropoda; Insecta; Hymenoptera; Encyrtidae
Product: choline transporter-like 2
Biological process (GO): transmembrane transport
Cellular component (GO): membrane
Molecular function (GO): transmembrane transporter activity
Source: RefSeq, a predicted model, not a curated record
GAAGAGUUUAGAGUCAACUGUCAUCUCUACAAGUGAAGUCUGAAAGACCAAUAAACCAAUACCGACUGCAUACAUGAUUAACGGUAAUAAUAAAGGGCGUCGUAACAUUUGUUUGUUUUCUGUACUAUGUUAAAUGUAGUAAGCAUGGAUCUUUUUGAGGGCCAUCAUCCCUGUUUUGGUUUGGACUUGGAUUCUUGGAACAACGUGUUUACAAGUAUAAUAUAAGCACCUUGCAGAGAUCACAGCUCUUACAGCGCAGCAAUCGCAGGCAGAGGAUAACUCUGUCCCUGUCGCAGGCUGUCGCAGGUUGCUUGAUGCAUGUUACGACUGGUUACGAGUUACGAUUUACGAUGUUACUAUAGGUUACUUCUCUUCAACCAGCCGGCCGUGCCGGAUCGUGCGUGAGCGGCAGUUGCUCGUAAAAGUUAAGAAUAAGUACAGUAACAAUUUAUUAACGAAAAAUUAGGAGUCAGAAUAGAGCGACAAUUUUGCACAAUCGCGAGAAGGACAAACAAUUGAAAAGAUGUCUCAGACCGAAGCAGAGUGCAAGGCAAAGUGUUAUGGUAAAAAGUUCCAGUAUGAUCCAAAAUGGAAGGGACCAAGUUUCAAUGAGGAGCGCAGCCCAACCGAUGUUGGGUUCCUAAAAAAAUUUGCUGUUUUCUCUAUUAUAUGGCUGGGCAUAGCUGUUUAUGCUUAUGUAAGAGGAAAUUUACUUGAAAAGUUUUCCUUUUUUCAUCAUACUUAUUUUGAAGAGACACAUUAUGUACAACAAAAUAAUUCAUAUACAAGUUCAUAUAAUGAUAAAACUCAGUCUUAUAUUGCUUCUCGUAUGACUGCAGUAAACGAUUUUACACCUAGUUAUUUUGGUUUUCUCUACUCUUUGGCAUCUGCAACUUUGUGUAUUGUAUACAUGGCACUGCUGAGAUUGUUUACAAAGCAGACUGUCUAUGCAACUAUUACCAUUUAUUUAACAAUAAUAUUUUGUCUGACAUGUAUUGCAGCAGUUUCUUGUACUAUGGGAAGUUUCGUAGUACUUUUUUUGGUUUUUUUACUAUUUGCUUUUCUAUCUGUCAUAUCGUCAAUUCUAUUUGUGCUUCAUCAUAAAAAAAUAGACAUAGCAUUUAAAGUUAUCCAAGAAGCAAGCAGAUAUGUGACGUUCUUCUCUAAAAUCACAUUAUUUCAACUGUUCUCCUGCUUUUUAUUUACAGCUGUUAUAUUGUUUGCCGGAACUGUAUUUAUUACUCUGCUUAGUAUUGAAAACGAGUUUCACGAAAUGCCUUACCAUGUCAAGAUCUUUCUUCUUUAUAAUUUAUUUGGAUACCUAUGGGCAACAGGUAUUGUUCUAGGUUUUUCUCGGACGGUGCUAGCAGGAGCAUUUGCAACAUUGUAUUGGACGCGGGAAGAGAUUAAUGUCUCAAAAAAUAGUAUUGUGUUCUGCAGUAAAAAAAUUUUAAAAAACCAUCUUGGUACAUUAGUAUUUGGAUCAUUGAUUUUGACUCCAUGUCAGUUUAUUAAAUCUUUAUUAAACAUUAUAAAGAUACUAUUGAAAAUAUUAUCUUGUAAAUUUGAUUGUAAAGAGCGGUAUGAACAUGUAUUUGGAAAUUUGGAGAAAGAAGUAAAGUGCAUUCAUCAUAAUGCAUACAUCAUGUGUGCACUUCACGGUACCAGUUUUUGCAAAUCAGCCGAAGAUGCUUUUAAUCUUCUGAAAAGAAGAUCAAUCAAAGUCCUCCCUAUGAAAACAAUAAAUAUUACUUUGUUACUUGGCCAGGUGCUUAUAGUUGGAAUUUCGGUGUCACUUUCCACUACUUAUUUUGCGUUUUUUCUUAUUAAUCUUGAAAAAGCACUAGCUGUGAUAUUGUCAGUUUUGAUUGCUUCCUUACUGCUAUCUUCUUUUAUGUUCAUGGUACUUAGAAUUGCUAUUAAUACAAUUAUUUUGAAUGUUUUGGAAGAUUAUGAGCGAAAUGAUGGCUCUGAAGAACAACCUUACUUCAUGAAUUUGCAAAUGAAAAAUUUAUUUAUAGAGUAAUUUGUAAUAUUUUAUUUAAUAUCUUUAUUUAACAAAUGUAGACCUUUUUUGAUUUGAUUUGAUGUACCUUUCAAGAAACAGAUAAAUCGUUUUGAUAUAAUCAUUUAAAUAAAUGCUUGUUUUCCAAGUAUUAUAAAAAAAAAAAAAACAAGAAGCUUUGAGAUCAUCAUUUAAAUGAGUUUGUUAUUGUAUUAUUUUUUAACAAUUACAAUUUUUUCAUUAUCGCAAUGUUGAGAAUAUAAAAGUAUAUUGUAAAUAUUUGUUACAAAGGCCUUGACUUGUAAGAAU